Glycine soja is the source of this 1430-nucleotide messenger RNA. Its product is annotated as GDSL esterase/lipase At1g71691-like. The record is from RefSeq and is a predicted model, not a curated record. The transcript has 5 exons. NCBI's taxonomy places the organism in Eukaryota, Viridiplantae, Streptophyta, Magnoliopsida, Fabales, Fabaceae. Gene Ontology annotation, molecular function: hydrolase activity, acting on ester bonds. Bases 115 to 1197 code for a protein of 360 amino acids.
UGUGUGUGUGUGUGUGUCAAACUCUAUUUUUGUUUCAUUCAUACAAAUACAAAUUAAUAAAAACAACAGGUUCUUUGCUCCUUGUGGCUCUCAUCAGGCUCUGAUCACACUUCGAUGGCAAAGUUUGGAUUAUCUCCACUCUUGGUGCUUUCCAUAUUGUUGCUGAUCAUGAGUGGUGGUGCAGUGAGAGGCCAAAGAGAAAUGGUGCCUGCCAUGUUCAUAUUUGGUGACUCUCUCAUUGACAAUGGCAACAACAACAACCUUCCUUCCUUUGCUAAGGCCAACUAUUACCCUUAUGGCAUCGACUUCAAUGGAGGCCCUACUGGUCGCUUCUCUAAUGGCUACACUAUGGUUGAUGAAAUAGCUGAACUGCUUGGACUUCCCUUGAUUCCUGCAUACACAGAAGCCUCAGGGAAUCAAGUGCUUCAUGGAGUAAACUAUGCUUCAGCUGCUGCUGGAAUCCUUGAUGCCACUGGCAGAAACUUUGUUGGACGCAUACCAUUUGAUCAGCAACUUAGGAACUUUGAGAACACAUUAAAUCAAAUUACUGGGAAUCUUGGAGCAGACUAUAUGGCCACAGCGCUUGCACGGUGCAUAUUCUUUGUUGGAAUGGGCAGCAAUGACUACCUAAACAACUACCUUAUGCCUAAUUACCCCACUAGAAAUCAGUACAAUGGACAACAGUAUGCUGAUCUUUUGGUUCAAACAUAUAGCCAGCAGCUCACGAGGCUUUACAAUCUUGGAGCAAGGAAAUUUGUGAUUGCUGGACUGGGAGAAAUGGGAUGUAUUCCAAGCAUACUGGCUCAAAGCACGACCGGAACCUGCUCUGAAGAAGUGAACUUGCUAGUGCAACCCUUCAAUGAAAAUGUGAAGACCAUGUUGGGAAAUUUCAAUAAUAAUCUACCUGGUGCCAGAUUCAUAUUCGCUGAUAGUUCCCGAAUGUUUCAAGACAUCCUUCUCAAUGCUAGAUCUUAUGGGUUCGCUGUGGUAAAUAGAGGGUGCUGUGGCAUUGGAAGAAACAGAGGCCAAAUUACAUGUCUUCCAUUCCAAACACCAUGCCCCAAUAGGCGUCAGUACGUGUUCUGGGAUGCAUUCCACCCAACAGAAGCAGUGAACAUUCUCAUGGGAAGAAUGGCUUUUAAUGGGAACCCCAAUUUUGUUUAUCCUAUAAACAUAAGGCAACUUGCUGAGCUAUAAAUUGAGCCUGCUAAUAAGUGGAAUCUUGUGGUGUCAGCUUGAAUGAUCAGUUUACAUUUAGUAAUUAGAAGUGUGUGGAGUAACAAAUUUAGUAUAGGAAUCUAUUAAUGGUCAGAAUGGCUCUCAUGUACUGCUACCUACAUUUACAAUUACAACUUUCAUAUGAACUAGUGGUUACAUAACCUCUUUUUCUACUUUUCUUAUAAUAUAAUUGGACUAUGCACUUUUCUGCA